Messenger RNA from Syzygium oleosum, 1568 nucleotides. Its product is annotated as protein PLANT CADMIUM RESISTANCE 6-like. NCBI's taxonomy places the organism in Eukaryota, Viridiplantae, Streptophyta, Magnoliopsida, Myrtales, Myrtaceae. The transcript has 4 exons. The record is from RefSeq and is a predicted model, not a curated record. The coding region runs from base 343 to 1254 and encodes 303 amino acids.
AAAGAAAAUAACUGUUUAAUAUGUUAGCAACAUCUUGUCAUUCAUUUUCGCAGAAGUUAACCAAGCCUUUGUAGUGUACUGCUUGGAGUAACAAAUUGUCAUUCAUUUGCUCAGAAGUUAACGAAGCCUUUGUAAUGUUCUGCUUGGCACCUUUUGUUUGAAAACAGAUUUUAUAUAGAUUGUGGUUACACCAGCCACGCUAAGCGAGGAAAGAUCCAUUUAUGUCUUAAUCUUUGGGACUGGAGGUGGGUUUCACUUAGUUGUAUGAAAACCAUCUGAGAAGUUUGCUAAUCUUCAGCUCAUCCAAAAAAAUUUGCCGUGCAUCCUCAGGAUCGAGAAAAGAUGGGACGUCCCUCAACCGAAACAUUUGCUCCUUUCAGUUCAGUCCAUCAACAAAUGCAGCCGGAGGAGGCGAGCGAUCCUUCGACUCAACAACAGUUUCAGCUCCAGCAGAAUAUACAAACCAGUCCGAUUGAUCCGAUGCAGGCUGUACAAUACUCGCCCAGAAAUCCACAGAUGAUGCCACUUUACUCGAUGCCGCGAUCUAAUCCACAGAAUCUGGCUGGUCCUGGACAAAUUCCACAAGCGAACCAAAGUUUUGGGGCUCAGCUGACUCCAUACUCGGGGCAACUGAUCCCCGUGAGCUCUCAAAUUCAAGCCGGUUUCCAGCCGUUGCAUCCUGUACAGGGCUUUAUUACAAGGCCGACAAAUGCUCCAGCUCAACCCUUCCACACUGCUGGUGUAAACUAUACUCAAGUGCCAUUUCCUCUGCAUAACGUGCCUCCUAUGCCUCAAGGGAUGAUAGUUCAAUUGCCACCAGCUGCUCCACCUUCUCCUUGGACAACGGGGUUGUUUGACUGCAUGGAUGACCCUUUGAAUGCGGUCGUGGCCUGUUGCUUCCCCUGCAUAACGUUCGGCCAGAUAGCGGAGAUUGUUGACCGAGGGAGCACAUCGUGUGGCACGAGCGGGCUACUGUAUGGCGGGAUCCAGUUUCUCAUCGGUUGCCCAUGCCUGUUGUCUUGCACUUACCGAACUAAACUCUGGAACCGAUUCAAUCUUAUCGAGUCUCCUGCUCCUGACUGGAUCACUCACUUCUUCUGCGAGUGCUGCGCUCUAUCUCAGGAAUACAGAGAGCUUAAGAACAGAGGACUUGACCCUUCCAUAGGUUGGCAGGGAAAUGCCGCGCAAAUGCAGAAUGUGCAGUAUCAGGUUGCUAUGAUGCCUCCAAUGCAUCAGCAACCCAUGAGAGCUUGACGAGGAACAUUGCAUCAGAUCUAUCGGUGUUGAGGAUCAUCCUCUUAUGCAAUUACCAAUGGAUCAGAAAAAUUUAUACCAAUAGACACAUGAAAUUUCAAUUUGCAAAUAUGAACAACAUGAUCUUUCCAAAAAUUUCCGUUGGUUUGAAGACCUCAUCGAGAAAAAAUUGUCAAAGUAUAUCUUGCAAUAGUUUGUGUCAUGAAACGUUCUUUUCUUUGCUACCAGUUAGACAGUUUCCGACUCAUAUCUCUAAGAUCAUGAAGCUUUGGAAAAUUCUGUGACAUCCAUUAUAUUCAUAGCAACGUUUGUUU